Messenger RNA from Capsicum annuum, 3731 nucleotides. Its product is annotated as probable LRR receptor-like serine/threonine-protein kinase At3g47570. The transcript is spliced from 4 exons. Lineage: Eukaryota; Viridiplantae; Streptophyta; Magnoliopsida; Solanales; Solanaceae. Bases 1 to 3387 code for a protein of 1128 amino acids. The record is from RefSeq and is a predicted model, not a curated record. Gene Ontology annotation, biological process: protein phosphorylation. Gene Ontology annotation, molecular function: ATP binding; receptor serine/threonine kinase binding; protein kinase activity.
AUGCAUGGUGCCCAGUUCAGAAUUCCUUAUCAUCUACAGUACAGAAUACUAGUAGCUAAACUCAUGGGGAAAUUUGUUUCUUUUGUCUUGCAAUUACUCUGCUGCUUCUUGAUAUCAUGCAUUGCCACAAACAUAAGCACUGAUCAAUCUGCUCUUCUUGCCUUCAAAGACGGAGUUAAUCUAAACUCUUCUCAUCCCUUAUCCCAAAAUUGGACUUCUCAUGCUUCCAUUUGCGAUUGGAUUGGAGUCACUUGCGGCUCUCCCCACCGUAGGGUGACUGCGCUAAAUGUAUCCAACAUGGACAUUUAUGGGCCCGUUUCUUCGCAACUGGGAAACCUAUCUUUUCUCUUUUCACUAGAUGUGAGCAGAAAUAAUUUACAUGGUGAGCUCCCUCAAGAUUUGUCCUAUUUACGUCGAUUGAAGGUGAUGAAUCUCGGACGCAAUAAUUUCAGUGGAGAGAUUCCAAGGUGGUUUGGUUUCUUUUCUGAGCUUCAGAUGUUAAUUCUUGAUAGCAACAGUUUCACAAGUAUACCUCCUGCUUCUAUUUCUAACCUGUCUAAGUUAGAAACUCUCAGUGUCAGAUACAAUCAUCUCCAACGCAAUAUUCCCCAAGAUAUAGGCAAUCUUCAGAGUCUAAAGGAGCUGAUUUUAUUCAGAAACCAACUUACUGGCCCUAUCCCAUUCACCAUUUUCAACAUUUCCUCGUUGGAGACUUUAAAUCUCACGUAUAAUGAAUUAUCAGAGAGUCUUCCUGUAGACAUAUGCUGCCGUCUUCCAAGAAUAAAGAGCAUUGCAAUCGUUUCCAACCACUUGAGUGGUCACAUUCCGCCUGGUUUGUCUAACUGCACACAACUAUAUGAAUUGUCAUUGUCACACAAUAACUUCAAUCAGAGCAUUCCACCAGAAAUUGUGAACUUGGAGAGGCUUGAGCGCCUAAACCUCGAGGGAAACAACUUACAAGGCACGAUUCCUGCAAAGAUUGGUGAUUUACAGAACUUGCAGCAAUUACAACUGAAGAACAAUCGCAUCACGGGUUCAAUACCCAACACCAUAUCCAACUUAUCAUCACUGUGGCUGCUUAAUUUGAACACAAACAAUUUGUCAGGUGUUAUACCAAGAGAGAUUGGGAAUCUUCACAAAUUGGAGAGACUUCAUUUGACAUUUAAUAAGUUAAGUGGUUCCAUACUGGAAGAGCUCUUCAAUAUCUCCACCCUAAGAAGGUUUUCACUUGCAUGCAAUAACCUUUCCGGUGGUCUUCCAUCUGCGUCAAGCUACUGGCCAACAAAUCUACAGUUUUUGCAUUUGGGUAGCAACAAAAUUGGUGGAGUUAUACCCAGCUCAAUCUCCAAUUCUUCAAAUCUAAAGAGUUUAGAUCUUAGUCAAAACAAAUUCAGCGGUCCAAUUCCUAACUCAUUGGGGGAUUUGAGGCAUCUUGAAGUCUUGUAUUUGGGCACUAAUAACUUAUCGUCUCCGUAUCUAAGUAUCUUUUCUUCCUUGGCGAACUGCAGAUCUCUAACAGCCAUAGGUUUGGCGUAUAAUCCUCUGAAUGGUGUUCUUCCAGAAUCCAUUGGCAAUCUCUCCACUUUUACUGAAAAACUUAAUUUACGUCAUUCACAAAUUAGGGGUCAGAUACCAUUAGGGAUUGGGAAUUUAAGUAACCUAAUCACUUUGAAACUAAACAGCAAUGACUUAACUGGAUCCGUGCCAAGAACAUUCUGUCAUUUACAGAAUCUUCAAGGGUUAAGUCUUGAAAAUAAUAGGUUAAGUGGACCCUUUCCAGAGUGCCUUUGCAAAUUGCCGGAGUUAGUGGUGGUUUCUUUGUCGAAUAAUCAAUUUUCAGGUCCGAGACAUAUUUAUCUAAAUUCAAAUUGGCUCACCAACAUACCCACAAGUCUAUGGAGCCUCAUAGAUCUUUUAGAUCUUGACUUGUCAAAUAAUUCUUUGGUUGGUUAUUUGCCUCCUGAUUUCGGAAAUUUGAAUGCCAUAAAACUCGUAGAUCUAUCAAGGAAUCACCUUUCAGGAAUUAUUCCCUCCACAAUUGGAAACUUGCAGACACUACUUUAUCUCUCUUUGGCUUAUAAUGAGUUACAAGGAUCUAUUCCGGGGUCGAUGGGGAAAACGACAAGUUUGGAAUUGGUGAAUCUAUCCAAUAACAUUCUUUCGGGUACGAUUCCAAAAUCUUUAGAGUCACUUCAAUAUCUGAAGGAUUUCAAUGUAUCAUUCAAUAGAUUAGAAGGUGAAAUCCCAAGUAAUGGACCUUUUCUCAAUUUCACCUCUCAAUCUUUUAUGGGAAAUGAAGAGUUAUGUGGCGAUUUGGUUUUCCGACCUUGUAUGACUAGGUCUUUUCAUCAUUUAAGGAAAAGCAAAUUGCUUCUGAUUAUACUUGUCCCAUUGGGAACUUCACUGAUGGUUCUUGCCUCAAUCGGUGUGGUUAUGUUAAGGAGACGUGGGAAUGGAAAUGUUCCAACUCAAGUUGAAUCCUUACCUGCAACAACAACACUAGCCAGGAUUUCAUACAUUGAAGUUGAAAGGGCAACACAAGGAUUUGACCAAUGCAACUUAAUAGGCUCUGGAGGUUUUGGCUCUGUUUACAAGGGCACAUUUGCAAACGGGAUGAAUUUGGCAAUCAAAGUGUUCAGUAUACAGAUUGAAGGUGCACUCGAAAGUUUUGAAGCUGAAUGUGAAGUACUACGCAACCUUCGUCAUAGAAAUCUUACCAAAGUUAUCAGCAGUUGUAGUAACAUGGAUUUUAAAGCGUUACUUCUAGAAUACAUGCCUAAUGGGAGUCUGGAGCAAUGGUUACAUUCUGAUGAUUACUUCUUGAAUGUGAUCCAAGGACUAGAUGUAAUGAUCGAUGUUGCAUCAGCUUUGGAGUAUCUCCAUCAUGGUUAUGCAACAGUUGUUGUACAUAGUGAUUUGAAGCCUAGCAAUGUCUUGCUAGACGAAAGGUUGGUUGGACAUGUGAGUGACUUUGGCCUGAGUAAGUUAUUAGGAGAAGGGGAAUCCAUGGCUCAUACUAAAACACUUGCUACAAUGGGCUACAUUGCACCAGAGUAUGGAUCAGUAGGAUUAGUUUCUAGAAGAUGUGAUGUGUACAGUUACGGCAUUAUGCUCAUGGAAACUUUCACAAGAAAAAGGCCAUAUGAUGAAAUGUUUCGGGAAAAUUUGAGCAUGAGGAGUUGGGUAUUGAUGUCAACACCAGAGGAUAUAAUUGAUGUCACAUUAAUGGAACCAGAAGAGAUUGGUUUCCAGAAAAAGUUGCAUUGUGUGUCCUCUAUUUUGGAGUUGGCAUUGCAUUGCACAACUGAAUCUCCCAAUGAAAGGUUGAACAUGAAAGAAGUCCUGGCAAAUAUCAAGAAGAUCAAGCUGGAAUUUCUUUGCAAAUGAUGUAGCAAGGUUUAUGGCCUGGAAAUGUGCUGGUAAAUAUCCAACUUUCUAAAAUAUUUUGACGUCAUCCAGAUAAAUUAUUUUUCUUAUUCAGGAGUAGAAAUGAUUAUUGACUUGUCUAUACCAUAAAUAAAUACAGAAACGGAUAUUUUGUGGAGGAGGACCAACAUCUUUUCCUACGGAAAUUAUGAUGGAUGUUGUUGGGUAUACUUUAUGUUGUAAAGUGAAGUAAACAACUCAAGUUUGAUCCCAUUUAAAAUUAUGUAUAGGUUGUGCAGCCUUUUCCUCCUGGGAUUGGCAGAUUUGGGUGACCCCGGUUUAGAUGACAACCAACAUUUGGUCCA